Molecule: messenger RNA, 1635 nt
Organism: Pichia kudriavzevii
Lineage: Eukaryota; Fungi; Ascomycota; Pichiomycetes; Pichiales; Pichiaceae
Exons: 1
Coding region: 1-1635 (544 amino acids)
Molecular function (GO): oxidoreductase activity
Source: RefSeq, a predicted model, not a curated record
AUGCAACGCAGCUUGCUGAGAUUACCCAAACCCAGCUCCUGGCGCUUUGUCAGAUAUAAUUCCAAUGUUCCUGCCGAUAAGAAAAAUGACUCAAAUCUCCCCCUUAAUAGAUCGGAAGAUUUCAAUCAAUUAACUGAAAAGUUCAACCCUGAUUUAUCGUCAAAAGUAUCUAAGCCAUCUGCUUCUCUGCCGGCAAUAGACCCAUCACUAAAGGAACUGAUGACGAAACCCAAAACUGAAUAUAAUCCUUUGAUGAAUGCCCAACAAAACUCAUACGAGUUCAAAGCACCUAAAUCUCCAAAACAAUUGUAUAAGCAACAACUUGAGGAAAAAUCACGUCCAAAGUCAAAACUACGUAAGAUGUUGCCAUCAUUACUUAUUUGUGGAGGUUUAUGUUGGGGUAUUUUUACUUACUACUACAUAACGAAGGAGAAAGAUCCGAAUGUUGAUCGAGAUACAGCCCUACUAAGAGAUGAUAAAUUUUUGCCUUAUAUUGUCACAUUCAAACACAAGAUUAAUGAUGAUCACUAUUUAAUUGAGCUAACCAGAAAAAACAGAGCCGAAAAAUUGAUCCACAAUGAGCAACUAUUCAAUGGUGAUAGAUUAUGGAGCGUCGAAAUAAUGCAACCCGAUAUCAAUAUUGUGAGAAAUUACACUCCUUUACCCAUGUAUGUUGCUGGUAUUGAUCCAACUACAAAAGAACCACACUUAAGACUUGUCAAGGAGCUAGAAGAAGAAGGUAAGUUUGUUCUCAUUGUUAAGAAGUACGAUCAAGGUGAAUUCUCUCGCUGGCUUACCAGCAGGAAUUUGUUAGAUGAAGUUAAAUUGAGAGGUCCAAUAAUCGAAUACAAAUUUCCUUUCCAUCCAUUAGACAGAGUUGAGGAACGUCCUCAGAUGUCAAAUACGUUAACUUCUAUCAAGCCGGAUCCAAUAUGGCCUGAAAAUUUACCCAAACCAGAAAACUUCACUUUUUUUGCAGCCGGUACCGGUAUUAUGCCAUUGUACCAAUUAAUAUAUUCGCCAAAUCCUCCAAAGGGAUUCAUUGAUGUUUGGUAUUCUAUCAAGGAUGAAUCCGAAAUUUUACCACAAAUUAAAACACUUAACUUCUUCGCCGAGAAGUGUGGCCGAGUUAAAUUUCACUAUAUUAUUUCAAACACCAAUAAACAUCAACACUUAACUGCAAAACAAAUCGAGUCACCAACAUUAGCAAAUUACUCAGGCGGUAUGGAUUUACAUAUCACAGAAGAGGCAUACAAGCAGAAACUAUUGCGUGAAAAGAAACUUGAGAUUCAAAAGCAGUUGAAGGGAGAAAAGACAGCAGCUUCCCCGCCAUUACAUGAGCAGAAAUUAGUCAUAAUUGAUUCUAAUGGUACACAAGUUAGUUCGGAAAAUAUCAUUAAACCAAUAGAUUCCAAAAUCAAACCAGAAAAUGCGUAUCAGCAGUGGACAUUUUUUAAAAAGUCCAAAGAGUUUCCACCGUCUUCAUUUGCAUUCAUAUGUGGACCUGAGAAUUACAUUGCUGAUAUCUCAGGUAAACCAGAUCUUAACAACCUAGAGAAGAAAGACAAUGGACCUAUCGGUGGUAUUCUCAAGGAAAAAGGGUGGACCUUAAACAAUAUCAAAAGAUUACAAUGA